Messenger RNA from Colletotrichum godetiae, 1812 nucleotides. Its product is annotated as major facilitator superfamily transporter. The transcript has 6 exons. Gene Ontology annotation, molecular function: basic amino acid transmembrane transporter activity. Gene Ontology annotation, cellular component: fungal-type vacuole membrane. Bases 1 to 1812 code for a protein of 603 amino acids. Lineage: Eukaryota; Fungi; Ascomycota; Sordariomycetes; Glomerellales; Glomerellaceae. Gene Ontology annotation, biological process: transmembrane transport; basic amino acid transport. The record is from RefSeq and is a predicted model, not a curated record.
AUGGCCCGCCCAAAGACAUUGCAUGGUGGUGAAAGAACUGAGAGGAUGGUUGACGAAAGGUCGCCGCUCUUGUCAAAUACUCGACGGGAUUCGAGUUCGUCAGGUGAGAGCUCCUUGACUUCUUCGUCUUCUAGCGGAGACUCGGACGGCCAAUUCCUUCCAUGGCAUCUCACACGGUCGUCAGAAGUUGUCGAUUCGAGCGUCGAUGUCGAACGAGUAGCACCCGUUACUGCUGCCAGCGAUGAUGUCAAGCCGCGAGCCACAGGAACUUCGACUUGGGCAGUGGUCAAGAUCGUGUCUAUCUUGUUGGUUGGAACCUUCACUGCUAAUGCCGACGGUUCUCUGGUGAUGGCAACGCACCCGACGAUUGCGUCCGAAUUUGACGAUCUGGAGAAUUCUAGCUGGCUCUUUGUGUCUUUUGCAUUGGCAGGAGCGGCCACCCAGACUUUGUAUGGCAAGCUCAGCGACAUUUACGGGCGCCGUGCUCUUCUCAUGGUGGCUUAUACCCUGUUUUCUAUUGGAUGCGCAAUGGUAGGCGUUGGCCGCACAAUGUGGCAGGUUGUGCUAGGCCGUGUUAUUUCAGGAUCUGGUGGCUCGGCAUUGAACGUACUUGGGCUGCUUUUGGUGACAGAUCUCGUUCCGCUCCGUGAAGUGGCUGCUUGGCAGGCAGGUAUCAACCUAGCCGCAACAGUAGGACGAAGCCUUGGUGGACCUGUGGGAGGUUGGUUAGCCGACACCAUUGGAUGGCGAUGGUCUUUCCUCGGCCAGGCUCCCAUCUUCUUAGUUGCCGUCUUGCUGUGCUGGUUCUUCCUGCCAAGAGGCAAACAGCUUGGAAGGGGACAGGAAGACGCGGAAGCAAGCGGCAAGCCUGUCGACGGCAACAAGAGCUCCUUGGCGAGGAUCGACUUCCUAGGCGCUGCAUUAUUGGCACUCUUCAUCUUGACCUUUCUGCUCCCGAUCGAGAUCGGAGGCACCAAGAUACCGUGGAGCCAUCCACUUAUCUUUGUGCUUUUUGGCGUAGCAGCCGUGUUUGGUGGUCUUUUUGCCGCCGUCGAAGAGUGGUGGGCCAAGGAGCCAAUCUUUCCUCUAGAACUGCUGAAGCAUCGCGAUAUCGUCUUGACGUACGUCAUUAGCGGCGGGCAGGUUGCAGCUCAACUCGGUCUCAUGUUCUCGGUUCCGCUCUAUUUCCAGGUGACACAGCGAGUGUCCAAUACUGUUGCUGGAAUACAUCUCUUCCCCGCUGUCUUUGGAAAUGCCAUCGGCGGCGUCCUUGCUGGAUAUCUGAUCAGAAAAACUGGUCGUUACAAAUCUCUGUUGAUCAUUGCGACGAUCGCAUCAAUGUUCUCCUACGUGCUUUUGCUACUUCGGUGGCAUGGGGAUACCAAUGCAUGGGAAUCGCUUUACAUCGUGCCUGGUGGGUUUGGGGCAGGCUUGGUACAGUCGGCGGGAUUCAUCAGCAUUCAAGCUGCAGCAAACCCCAAGCACAAGGCCGCAGUGACGUCGGGAAUGUUCUUGACGUUCCAAAUCGGCAUGAUUCUUGGCCUGUCAUGUGUGAGCGCCGUCAUGAUGGAGACGAUGAGAUGGCGGCUAGAUGCACUGCUGGAAGGCAUGGACCUCAGCGCAGUGGUGCGAAAGCAGAUUAUCGCAAAAGCAACGUCAAGCGUCGACUAUAUCGAUCAUGCGGAUAAACAAGUUUCAGCAGCAAUAGUUCAGGCGUACGUCGAGGGUUUAGGCUUCAGCCAUGGCUUUUCACUCAUAUCAUCAGCGCUGGCAUUGAUCGCGGCUGUUUUUGUUAGAGAGCACAAGUUGUGA